This is a messenger RNA of Salpingoeca rosetta, 2406 nucleotides long. RefSeq names its product lethal(1)discs large-1 tumor suppressor. Gene Ontology annotation, molecular function: protein binding. The transcript has 16 exons. The record is from RefSeq and is a predicted model, not a curated record. Bases 1 to 2406 code for a protein of 801 amino acids. Lineage: Eukaryota; Choanoflagellata; Craspedida; Salpingoecidae.
AUGGCCGUGAAGAAAUCAGAGGCGUACGAGGCACUGCAGCAGCUGACAAGGCUGCGCAAUGCAACAGAGGACGAGAGCUUGAUCGAGGACAUUGAUCGGCUCACGAGCGUCAUGAAGAGCAAGCUCUUCAUCGCCCUCCUCGAGGUGCAAGACAUGUUUGAGCAGCGAUUUGUCUCCGGCACACCAGGCACAUCUGCGAUGGGGUCUGCGAGCACACAGCAGCAGCGGGCAGGGCGAGGUCCAAGCGGGCCGAGCAGAGCAGACCUGGAAUGGGAGGACGCAUUUGACUUUGGCUCGGAGGGUGCCAGGAACGACCAGGAUGGCGACAUCACUUCGCCUGAAUUUGUUGAGGAAAUCGAAGAAGUCAACCUCGUCUACGGCCCAUCGGGGAUUGGCAUCUCCAUUGCUGGCGGCAUCGAUCGACCCUUCCUCGACAACGACACAUCCAUCUUCGUCACGGGGCUGGUGCCGGGCGGUGCGGCAGAGGCCAACGGUCGCAUCUUCGCGGGUGACAUGAUCAUGUCUAUCAACGGAGAGUCAUGCGAGAACCGCCAGCAUCACGAGAUUGUGCAGAUGCUGCGCAACACCGACAAUUUGCAAAUCGUGCACCACCCACAGCAGGCACCGCCGGAACCAACGCCCAUCGAUUUGCAGCGGCUCAACGGAGGCCUCGGGUUCACCAUUGCAGGUGGCAAAGACACGCCCCACGUGGCUGGCGAUGAUGGCAUCUUCAUCACCAAGAUCAUUGAUGGCGGUGCUGCUGACGAGGACGGCCGGCUUGCUGUCGGCGACAAGAUUGUCUCUGUUGGCGGCAAAUCCAUCGUCGGUUGGAAGCACGAUGAUGUGGUGCAAGAGCUGCAGGCAUCGCCGCAAGUGGUACAGCUUGGGAUCGAGAAGAACGCAUACAACAAGGCUGCAGAAGGGCUCAGUCAGAGCCUAGGCUUCAAGGACAACCCUCCAGCCAAGUUUUCAAAGUCUGGCACGUUGUUAUCGCUGGGAACAACCAAGCCCGAAGAUGGUUCCCUGCCUGCCUCAUCGGCGGUCCUCAGAACGGAUCACCCAAGCAGAACCGUGCACGUCCACCCUUCUGCAAAAGGGAGCCUUGGCAUGGCGAUUGUUGGCCCAUCAUCUGCGCGGCCCACAGGCGACAACGAGCCCUCGGGCGUCUUUAUCUCAAGCAUCACAGAGGGUGGCCCUGCACAAGCGACUGGCGACCUGUUUGAAGGAGACCAGGUUCUGUCUGUGAAUGGCAUCGACAUGACAAACGCAACGUAUGUGCAGGCAACAGACAUCAUCCGAGCCAACUGCAAGUCGGCACUCGAGCUUGUUGUUCGUGCAAACCCAGAUGUGUACGCACUGUACAAGGCCAAGAUGGCAAAGCUGCAGAAGCGGUUUGUCGACGACAGAAAACAGCGCACCAGGAACACAAUGCCCGACAGCAUCUGUGUGCGCGCGCUGUUUGACUACGAUCCCGGCUCAGACACAGGCCUCACCACAAAGGAAAAGAAGAAAAAGCUCUUGCAAGUGCAUCUGAAUGAUGUGUUCAUCAUGAUCGAGUGGAAGGCGAACAAAGAUUGGUGGGAGGUUGAGAACGUCAACAACAACGACCGCGGCUGGGUUCCAAGCCCUCACAGGUGCGCGCGUUCCGAUGCUGCCAAGGGUGGUCUCAAGAAGCGCAGUCGCUCCUUCCGCUUCGCUCGGUGCGUCUUGUGUUUACGAUUGUCGUUCUCUCGACGGCGCAAGUCCAAGACGCCAACCCCGGUCACCUGCUACGAGAUUGUGGAGCAACACCAACAGACACCGGAUGUGAUUCGUCCUGUGAUUCUCCUUGGACCUUCCAAGGAUGAGCUGACAGACAUGCUGUUUGCCGAGUUCCCUGAGCUCUUUGGCAGCUGCGUCCCACACACAACCCGGCCGCCACGUGAAGGCGAGGUCCAUGGCGAGGACUACCUGUUCACGACGCAAGAGAAGAUGGCGGCUGGCAUUGAAGCUGGCGACUUUAUUGAGGCCGGGCAGUACCUCAACCACCUCUACGGAACAAGCUUCGCCUCACUGCAGGACGUGAUUCGCGAAGGGCGCGUGUGCAUCUUGGAUGUGAGUGCGCACGCCAUUGAGCACCUGAAGCGGAAGGACAUACACCCAAUUGUGGUCUUUGUCAAGCCUGCGUCGCUCUCCGUGGUUAAGCAGCAGAACCCGCAGCUGGACGAAUCAACAGCCCGCACCGUCUUUGACCUUGCAGAUGAGUGCGUGUUCAAGGACUUCCGGCACCAGUUUACGCAGGUGGUGGUGAACCAAGACAUGAGCCAGACAUACCACCGUGUCGUGCAAACCAUUCGCCGCCAGAGCAAGGAGCCAUACUGGGCUGCGGCCAAGGACCAGGCACAACUCGCCUCUUUUGUCGCCUAG